AUGUUUUCUGAAUAUGCCUCACGCUUUCUUGCCCAGUCACAGUCACGAAUAAAUGCCCAACCAGAUGAGGUACAAAGAGCAGGUCGUGGUCGUCCCAAUAUACAAGGCAAUCCUCGACAUCCCUCAUCACGCUCUUUCUUGCGACCAAGUGACCCAUAUCGCCCUACCGGAUCGCAGGUCUCUCAUUUCCCCUUCGCCUCGCGUGGUGCAGCUCAACCGGCCCCUCUCUUCUUCAGUGCUACCGAUGAAUUUCGAGAAGAGGAUGACGAGACCGAACGUGAGCGAGAAAUUGCAGACUUCUACGCACUCCAACGAUCAAGACGGAAUUUUGGAGACAGUAAUUUGAAAGAAUCGUCGGAACUGGAGGACUCUGGGCGCUCAGGGCUAGAGGAAAGCUCGCCAUACGAUGAACGCCCGGGCAAUGGCAAAGGUAUCAAGAGCUCGUGGCGGGGUGAGAGAAGCAUACCAGCUAUCCAUGCUUUUCCGGCAGUGGCCGAGGCCUCGGAACGCGCGCCAGAAUUCUAUGCCAGCCCCAGCAGUAGCAAAGUCCGCGGUCACCUAGUCGAUGUUGGCUUGGAAGAUUCGCUACGAAAUGACAAUGACGAGCUAGCAUCAUCCACUCCAAGUGCCCACGAUCCACCGGUUCAAAGAUUCCGUGAACGAGCUCCAUUAAGGGAGCUUGGAGCCAGCCCGCUUGACCCCAUUGAAGAGCAGGACCUUUCAUCUCAAAUUGGGCCACGGCCACCUAGCUCCACAGGCUCAUUCCCCGUCUCAGUAUCGCCUCUGGCCUCGGAGAAUAUAGUACAUGAUGCUUUCUGGGGUCAGUUGUUCUUCAUAUCCCUCGCAGGCUUGUUUGCUUCCGCCUUCCUGGUGUACUUGCACACAUCCACUCCAUCUGGAGACAAAUCAAAAUGGGGCGAUACAAUAUACAUGACUGUCCAUGGGUCUUUCUUCUUACUCGGGAUCUAUACUAUUGUAUCAAUUUUGGUCUCUCUUCUUUGGCUUGCGUUACUACGGUCCUACGUACGACUGCUCGUCCAUGUGAUCCUAGUCGCUGUCCCCGUCAUUCUUUACUCAUUCUCCCUGUACCCGUUCAUCUCAAGCUUCAAGGGGGCAUGGCACGGGUCGAGCAUACAAGACAAGGCCAUGCGAUGGGGGUCCGUUUUUCCAUUUCUCAUAGCCACCCUGUGGAUUUACAACGUCGUUAGCGGGCGUCAGAACAUUGGCAAGGCCAUCGGCAUCCUCGAAUUCGCUUGUCGAAUCCUGGGUGCCAAUCCGGAGUUACUUGCCCUAGGCCUGGGUACUCUGGUCUGUGUCGUAUCUUGGACAUGGAUCUGGAUGCUGAUGUUCACUCGCGUUUUCCUGGGUGGCCAUCUCACCAGCUCACGAUCUUUUAUCAUCGACGUGGGUAGCUGGUGGCUCGGCAUUUACUUCGUCCUCGUAUAUCUGUGGUCCAUCGGUGUCAUCGCAGGCGUACAGCGGGCCGUCACGGCAGCCACAGUGAGCCAGUGGUAUUUCCACCGUCUCGCAACUCCUGCCCCAACUUCCCGGCAAAUUGUUCAGGCAGCGGUGGUUCACGCAGUCACGACUCUGUUCGGUACAAUCUCGCUGUCCCGACUCCUCGGGCUCCUGGUUCGAUUACCGCUGAUCGUACUACCGAGUCGCCUCGCCUCCUUAAUCAGUCUCUUCGCCUACUCCUUGGUCCCCACCCCCAUCACCUACUUGACCAACCCACUAUCGCUCAGCUAUGCUGCCAUUCACUCGCAGCCUCUGAGUGCCUCUUCGCGGGGGCUCAGUCAGAUGACUGUUCUUGCCCCAUCAGCGGCUUCAAAUUCUUUACAUCCCCGGUCCUAUUCACGAUCCCCGGGCUCUGGAUCUCUUCUCUCCUAUCGGCUCUCGAAAUUGAUCCUCUACGCUGCUCGGGUCAUGAUGUCGUUGGCCCUCGGAUUUGGUGGUUGGGUGACCACUGCUCGAAGCCUCUCCACCUCCAGCACCGGCAACAGCAUCCGUGGAAGUCUCUAUGCCUAUGUGGUUGGUCUUAUCGCAGGAACGAUUGGAUGGACCACGCUUGGUGCAAUGGAAGGUGUGAUUGCUGACAUAGUAGAUGCCGCUGUCAUUUGCUGGGCAAGUGAGGUUGGCAUCUAUGGCAGAGAGGCGCGGUACUGCCGUGAGGCCGGAUGGCUCUUCGGCGAUACGCAAUCUCGUUUUGGACACGAAUAUCAAGAGGUUUAG
Penicillium salamii is the source of this 2232-nucleotide messenger RNA. Lineage: Eukaryota; Fungi; Ascomycota; Eurotiomycetes; Eurotiales; Aspergillaceae. The record is from the annotation of a GenBank genome assembly.